Alternaria arborescens is the source of this 4074-nucleotide messenger RNA. RefSeq lists its product as hypothetical. Lineage: Eukaryota; Fungi; Ascomycota; Dothideomycetes; Pleosporales; Pleosporaceae. Gene Ontology annotation, cellular component: cytoplasm; nucleus. The transcript has a single exon. The record is from RefSeq and is a predicted model, not a curated record. Gene Ontology annotation, molecular function: protein binding. Bases 1 to 4074 code for a protein of 1357 amino acids.
AUGGAGCGAAGAGUCAGCCUCAAAGAUCUUAUCCGGAAUGCUGGCGUCAUACCCGUUGACCAGCGCCAAGCAGUUCUACCGGCCCCAACACAGCCGGCGGUGUCAGUCAGUGAGGAGGACAUCUCCCAGGCCCGGAACAUUCUACUUGAUCGAAGAGCCAAGAACCCAGAAAGCAAGAAUGUACUGAAAAACAUCUUCAAGAGUUCGAAAGAGAAGGACAAAGGACAAGAUGCAGGGCAGUUCUCGCAAGAGGAGCUUGACCAAGCUUUAUCCGCCGUCAUUCGCAGUCCAACGACAGGACCCGGCCUGAUCCAAGCUUUCCUCACUCUAGGCGCAAAAGUCAAUAUCAUCGAGACAACUGACAAGAAGAGAAGAUCAAGCAACCAGGCCAACACAGCAUUGCGACGCCGUAGCACGGUCUUACAGCAGGCAGCGAGUCUGAGGAAGGCUGAUGGUGUCAACAUCCUCGCUAGCUCCGGCGCAGACCAACAAACUUUGGACGAAGGACUGAAAGCUGCUCUCACUGCCAACGAUCAAGAGAGCAUAGGUCUGCUACUACGUCAUGGAGCGGACCUGAACAACUUCCCCAACGCGCUAGCGAAUGCGGUGCGAUCAAACGACCUGAACUUCGUUAAGCUCUUGUUGAGAGCACCGAAGCCACUUCGGCCUCAGAUCAUUUCAUCAUGCCUGCCCGCUGCAGUUCAGCAAGGUUCAGAUGCCAUCAUAUCUUUACUGAUUGCAUAUGGUGCUGAUCCGAAUUUCGACUCAGCAAGCGCUCUGAAUAUGGCUAUUGGGAGACAAGCCUACAAAAUAGCUAUUGCUUUGGUUGCCGGACCGAUACCACUAAACGAACCAAAUCUCCAGCAUGCGCUAGAUACUACCAUGCGGCUGCCCACACGCCAGGCAACGCUACAGUUCCUGCAACUCUUGUUCUGCUGUGGACUUCCCCCUGACAGUCGUGGUCUACCAGACUUUCUUAUCUUUUUGGCGAGAAGCAACGACUCUUCUGGUGCGAAGAUGAUGGUCAGCUAUGGCGUACCGACCACAACCAAUGACGCUGAGUGUCUAAGAGAGGCCAUAGAGAAUUCGAACUGGGGCCUGGUGGACGUUAUCCUUCAGACACCUAUCGCUCCUCAGCAUGCGACAGUAGCACUUUCUGUUUUGCCAACAAAUACCCCGCAGUCGGAUAGACUUCGCGUAGUCGACGCCUUGCUAAAGAAAGGCGCAACGGGUCUCGCCCUCAGCCCGCUACUCACACAAGCUACGAAGGAGAGAGACGCUCAGUUGAUAGAUCUCCUCCUUAGUGCAGGAGCGCCAGUCGAUGUGAGCGACAACAGUGCCCUUCAUUUUGCAGUGGUCAACAGAGAUAUUCAGAGUCUUCGAUCCCUUCUCAACGCUCGUCCUCCGCCGGAAAGCCUGGCUAGUUUAUUUCCCCUUCUUUUCCGUACCGACGCAAUCUCGAUAUCUGAGCGGCGUGAGAUCGCAAGAUUGUUACUUGAGCAUGGUGCACGCGGCCCCGGCGUUGAUCAGGCUCUAAUCGAUGCAAUUGCAGACACUUCGGCUGGACGGGAUGGAGCUCUGAUAACAGACCUGGUUCGAGGAGGGGCAAAUGUUGAUAAAAGGGCUUUGUCAUUGGCCGUUACACAAGUCGACAUGUCUCUUUUGCGAUUGCUCUGCAAUACCAGGCCCGAUUCUUCGUCGACUUCGGCAGCCCUACCUCUGGCUUUUGACUCGCAGUCCAGCCGACACUCGAAGACAUUCGAGAUUAUAGAUUUGCUCCUUAGUCACGGGGUUGAAGAGGAGCCAGCAGGUCAAGCCUUGCAAAUUGCCAUCAACGGCGGCCCCGACAAUAUUGACAUCAUCGAAAGACUCCUUACUGCAAGCCCUAGAUUACUGAGCACUGCUUUCAAGUACACUUCAGCGCUUCAAGAUCCGCAGAAGAAAGCACCGAUACUCGGUGCUCUUUUGAAGUUGGGAGUACCGCAGGACUCACUCGACCAGGCUCUUGUCACAGAGACACGACAAGCCAUCACCACAAACGACACUACCAGUACUAAGUUGCUAUUAGGACAAGGAGCAUCUGUGAGUUACAACGAUGGCGAGGCGUUGAGUGUUGCGGUAGCUUCAGGAAACAGCUCGCUAAUGGUAUUGUUACUCAGUGGACAUCACCAACCAUCACGAUCUAGCGUCACGCGAUCCUUCCGUACGUUAUUUUCCAACGACAAGUUAUCACUAGACGGGAGCAAGGAGAACAUCGGUGAAAUGGCAAAAGAACUACUGGUUCAUGGCGUAGAACAAUCUGCCAUCGACGCUGCUCUACGAUCAGUUCUUGGAAGCGACUACGACAGUAAGUACACGGACUCAUGGGUAGAUCUGUUACUCCAAAGUCAUGCCGAUGUCAAUACGGUAGAAGGUUCAUGCUUCGUCUUCGCAACACAAAAGCACAGUCACACCAUCUUUGACAAGCUCAUGCAUCACAACCCCGAUUUCAACAUAGUUGUCCCAGCCUUGUUGAGUUCCAAGCUUCAAGACGAAGUAGUCGUUGCCGCAAUACAAUCAUGCUUCGAUCACGGUUGCACACUUGAAGAAGUCGGUAUCGGAUACAACAAGCCACCGAUACUCAUUACCGCCAUGACUGUGUACCCACGCAAUAGUGCACUCCUCACACUAUUGUUGACAAACGGCUUAGACGCGGAGAUUACCAUCCCCAUGGUUCUCCAUUCGUCCAGCGGACCCGAACCCGUCCCCGCACUCUUGUGGGCACUAGCACAACCACAAAAGCGUAUUUCGGACGCCGUUAUCUCCGCGCUUCUGGAAGCUGGAGUAUCCGUAACCCGAGUUUCUCCUAUUUCGGAGACUACGGCGCUGAUGCUCGCCGCUCGCGAGGGACGUCAUGAGAUAGUAAAUGCACUAGUCGUGCGGGGUACGGAUGCGGAUCUUAGAGAUGCCUGGAACAAAUCCGCACUGUACUACGCUAGUAGCAGUUUGUCUGGGGAAGCCACAGUGAAGGCGCUAGUGCCGCGCGUGCUAGGGAACGAUGGAAGCUUACACGAGGCGGUCAGACAACUCAACAUCGAAGUCGUGAGGGUGUUGUUGGAGCAUGCACAUGAUCCGAAUUAUCCCUCCCGUCUUCAUGGCGGCAGAAAUGCUCUAGGAGAGUUAUGUCUCAAGGCAACGGUCACCACAUCAGCACAUCGCUCAAAGCUUCGCCAGCUUUUACGUCUUCUUCUGCGCAACCGCGCAAAUCCCAAAUUCCGUGCCCGUAACGAAAAGUCGACUGUUAUCCUUGCGCUCGAUAAUGCCUACAGCGCGCUCCCCGUCGCUGAGGCCUUGCUGGAAACAGAAAUAUGGCAAGAUCUCAAUGACGAAGCCCACAUCUACUGCGACCCAGCCUCAGGCCUCCACUACUCUCCAUACUCCUACGUUGAACUCGUAGCCACACCUGCCCGCGCCCCUGUCAAACAGACCCUUCUUGACCUUCUGCGUGACAAAGCCUGUGUCCCAGUGUACUACUCCUCAUCGGCACUUCAACCUGUCGGCGCUACGGGCAUUCCACCCUCAAUAGCCAAACUAGUCGACAAACAAAAAGAGCACGAACUCGACAUACGUCACGAGAAGGAGAAGUUCGAGCACAGUCGCACGAUGGAAGAGACCAAUCAUAAAGACAUAUUGAGGAGAAAGCGCGAGAGUCAAGAUGUGGAGCUGGCAUUGCAGACAAAGGCAACACAGCACUACACCGCUCUAGAGCAACAGAAGCAUGAAUUUGAAGUCCAGCGGGUGAGAGAGGCGGAACGCAUGAAGCGCUCUGAGAGGGUAGCUUGGCAUAAUCUGUUGCAAGAACAAGAGCGCGAUGCUGCUGCUGCGCGACAAAGUGCAGAGGAGAGGAAGGUGAGGGAGGCCAUGGCGGUAGAAAGCAAGAUGAUUGAGCAGCGGAAAUUGGAGCUGGAACACAGAGCCACUGUGGAGAGGAGGAUGUUGAAGGAGAAGGAAGAGCACUAUGAGAGGAAUGUCAAGCGGCAGAAAGAGGUGAGACAGAUUGAAGGAGGGCCACCACAAUGGGGAACUGUUGAUUAG